Molecule: messenger RNA, 351 nt
Organism: Psylliodes chrysocephalus
Lineage: Eukaryota; Metazoa; Arthropoda; Insecta; Coleoptera; Chrysomelidae
Source: the annotation of a GenBank genome assembly
AUGAAUCAAAUGGGAUUUUAUGUAGGAAAUGGUAUUGAAGGCAGGGAAAAGGUGAGACAAAAAUUUUCCAAUUUACAUGCAAAAUAUAUCAAAUACUGUGAUGCCCGAAAAAAUACUGGACAAGGAAAAUUAAAAGUCCCAAAAUGUUAUGAAGAAAUGGAGGAUAUAUUGGGCGAUAAACACAAAGUAAACCCCAUAAUUAACAUUGAUUCUUUAAAUGUUAUUAAAUCAACCAAUAAUUCCGAAUGUAUUACCAUACAAGAAGCAGAAACUCAAUCUCGUUGUACAUCUACAUCCAUUAUUGAUGAUAGCGCAACUUCAAACACACUUAAUGGUAACUUAACACCAUAA